Messenger RNA from Angiostrongylus costaricensis, 1716 nucleotides. NCBI's taxonomy places the organism in Eukaryota, Metazoa, Nematoda, Chromadorea, Rhabditida, Metastrongylidae. The record is from the annotation of a GenBank genome assembly.
AUGAAGGAGUUGUUUUUAAGUAUUCUAUGGCGCUUGGAUUUCUUUUCUGGAUUUUGUUCCGCUAAUACGAGGGAUUUCUUUUUCAGUGGCUUAACGUCCGAACAAUUCAUGAAGAAGGCGACUAAUGAACCAGUGCUGGAGUACAGAAGAGGCAGCGCGGAGAGAACAGCGCUCGAAAAGGAGUUGGAUGCCAUGUGUAGAACUCCUACGAUUGUUCCUGUUUGUAUUGGCACAAGAAAGAUUACAGACGAUUAUGCUUUAACCCAUGUGAUGCCGUCCGAUCACGGAACUGUGAUAGCGAAGUACCGACACGCCAAUGCGGACCAGAUUCACGAGGCAAUCGAUGUUGCCCUGGAGGCUCGCAUACCAUGGGAAAGGAAGCCAUUGAAAGAACGAGCAGAUAUCCUACUUCAUGCAGCGGAUCUCGCAGGAGGAAAGUAUCGAAUGAAGCUGAAUGCGGCGACCAUGCUCGGACAGGGCAAGAGUAUAGUGCAGGCUGAGAUUGAUGCUGCCUGUGAACUCAUAGACUUUUUUCGUUUCAACGCUAUGUAUGCAUUGCAAUUGGAGAAAUACGAACCAAUUAGUACAAAAAUUAGCACCAAUACGAUGUGUUACCGCGGAAUGGAGGGUUUCGUAGCUGCGAUUGCACCGUUUAACUUCACAGCCAUUGGCGGCAACCUGGCAUCAGCACCUGCUUUGAUGGGAAAUGUCGUACUAUGGAAGCCAUCUGACACUGCAGUGCUUAGUAACUACAUCAUCUAUGAGUUGUUAGAAGAAGCUGGUAUACCACCUGGUGUAGUCUCAUUUUUGCCUUCGUCUGGGCCCGUUUUUGGAGAGAUGAUCACUUCGAACCCAAACUUAAGUGCCAUCAAUUUCACUGGUUCAGUUGCAACAUUCAAAACGCUUUGGCGAAAUGUUGCUGAAAACCUGGAUAAGUACGUCACAUUCCCGAAACUUAUUGGAGAAUGUGGUGGAAAGAAUUUCCAUUUUGUACAUCCUUCAGCCAAUGCCGACGUAGUGGCAGCUGGUACUGCUCGUUCUGCUUGGGAAUAUGGCGGUCAGAAGUGUUCUGCCUGCUCGCGCAUCUACAUCCCAAAGAGCCGUUGGGACGAAAUCUUCCAAAAGAUUAAGGAGAUUCACAACCAAAUCAAGCUUGGUGAUGUUCGAGACGGAACGAUUUUCUUUUCUGCAGUGAUCGAUAAAAAGUCUUUCAAUAAUAUUAAGAGCUAUAUAGAAUAUGCGAAAAGAGGUGGUGAUGGGGCUAAGAUUCUAUUAGGUGGUAACUGUGACGAUUCGAAAGGAUAUUACAUUGAUGCUACACUCAUACGGGUUACAAAUCUCAGGAGCAGACUCAUCAGCGAGGAAAUAUUUGGGCCCAUCUUGACUGCUUAUGUUUACGACGACGACAGUGUGGAAAGUAUUCUUAGCUCUAUAAAGGAGCACAGUGUAUAUGGGCUUACUGGUGCUGUAUUUUCGGAAGACAAGGAUUUCUUAUAUCAUGCUCGCGAUGUGUUGCGUGAUGCGGUUGGAAACAUGUACCUCAACGAUAAGUCCACUGGUUCCGUUGUAGGGCAACAACCGUUUGGAGGAGCUCGUAUGUCGGGAACUAAUGACAAAGCAGGAGGCCCUCACUAUGGUAUUCGAUGGUCGUCUCCUUUAACUAUCAAAGAGACAACUGUGCCUCUUACUGAUUGGCGCUAUCCGUCAAUGGAUUGA